AUGGAGAAAAUCAACUUUGUCAAAAAUGGCGAAUUGAAAAUGCCACCAGGUUUUCGUUUUCAUCCCACCGAUGAAGAACUUGUUCUGUCGUAUUUGAAACGGAAGGUGUUCUCUCUCCCUUUGCCUGCUGCAAUCAUCCCAGAAGCUGAUCUUUGCAAGUCUGACCCAUGGGAUUUACCUGGUGAUUUGGAACAAGAAAGGUACUUUUUCAGUAACAAAGAAGCCAAAUAUCCGAAUGGGAACCGAUCUAACAGAGCUACAAAUUCUGGCUACUGGAAGGCUACUGGUUUGGACAAACAGAUUAUUAGCUGGUCGAAAUCUGAGAUUGUUGGGAUGAAGAAGACUCUUGUUUUUUACUGUGGUAAACCACCUCACGGUUCCAGAACUGAUUGGAUUAUGCAUGAGUAUCGUCUCGCUACUUCUCACUCUAACCCUCUGAAUGAAAACUGGGUUCUGUGCCGUAUAUUUCUCAAGAAAAGAGCUGCUACUAAAAACGGAAGAGAAACUGUCACAGUGAAACCAGAGAUCAUGGUCAACAACAACCUUGGAAAGGUGAAUAACUCAGAUUCAAAGGUUGUUGUUUUCUAUGAUUUCUUGGCACAGAGCAACAGCAACAAAAACACUGUUGCAUCUUCAAACUCACCAGCUACAAGUGGAAUCACAGAUGAACGGAAUGACCAUGAAAAUGAAGAAAGCAGUAGCUCUUAA
This is a messenger RNA of Lathyrus sativus (Indian pea), 708 nucleotides long. NCBI's taxonomy places the organism in Eukaryota, Viridiplantae, Streptophyta, Magnoliopsida, Fabales, Fabaceae. The record is from the annotation of a GenBank genome assembly.